Caenorhabditis elegans is the source of this 281-nucleotide messenger RNA. RefSeq names its product Neuropeptide-Like Protein (gene nlp-52). The transcript has 3 exons. Lineage: Eukaryota; Metazoa; Nematoda; Chromadorea; Rhabditida; Rhabditidae. The record is from RefSeq and is marked reviewed. The coding region runs from base 22 to 234 and encodes 70 amino acids.
UCCAGGUACCUCUUCCCAAAAAUGUUCCGUACCCUUUUGAUCUGUUUUUUCUUGAUGGCAGCUGUCAGCAUCACUAGCGCGUAUAUUCUCGACUAUGAUGUCCCGGAAAGACAAACCCGUGGUGACGUCAAGUCGGUCUUCUUCUCGCCAUUCCGCAUGGUUGGAAAGAGAUCUCAGUUCUAUGGUCUCUAUAAGCAGCUCGGUCACUCAAAACGAGAAACUUCAUUGGAAUGAUUUGAUUACUUUUUAAAAAAGAUAAAUAAAGAAUACCUGUUAUUUAA